AUGGACUACACUAUUAAAGAUUUCUUCUUUGAUGACCCUGAAGAAAAGUCUUUCUGGACUUAAACUCAGUUCGUUGCCAAAGUUAUUAAAACUGAAUUUCAAGACAAUAUGUAUAUAUAUAAGGAGAAAGAACUUGUAAAACGUAAAGUUGGGAUUAUGUCUCAUUAUCUCUUACUAUUUAAAGAUUAAGUAUAAUUUAAAGUGUAAAAAAUCUUUAGGAAGUACGUAAGUGGGUGAAUUUGAUAAAUGUUACCAUGGAGAUAAUUAAAAACCCAGUAGCUGGCCAAGGAAUUAGAUUUCUAAAAAACAAAUAAUGCUUUGAAAUGUUUGGUGAUAUUGAACUGUGGUAUAAUUACCUUAAAAAGUAUUGUAUUUAAAGAGGCUUCACUCAAAGAUACUCAUUACUUAAAAAAAUAGGUUAAGGGAAUUUCGCUGAAGUAUAUGAUUAUUUCAUUUUCAGGUAUUCAAGGCUGUUUGUAAGACUGAUGGACAUGAGUAUGCUAUCAAAUGCUUUAGAAAAUCUGAUUUAAAAGAAGAAGUUGAUAAAUUAUCGAUUAUUAAAGAAACUUCCAUCAUGAGAAAACUUUAAAAUGAGUCAGUAAUAAAAAUGUAUGAAGUAUUUGAAGGGGAUGAAUACUUAUACUUAGUUCUUGAAUAUUUGAAGGGAGGUGAAUUACAUAAAUACAUGAAAAAGUCUCCCCCUUUUUCUGAAGAAAAAUGUUCAAAAUUAAUUUACAAACUAUUAAAAACCUGUCAAUUUAUUCAUGAAUAAGGAAUAUUACAUCGAGAUAUUAAACCUGAAAAUAUUAUGUUAAGAAACAAAGAUGAUUUAGAAGACAUCUGUAUCUGUGAUUUUGGAUUGGCAGAUUAUUAUACUCCAAGUGGCAAGUAUUUAUUUACUAGAUGUGGAACUCCAGGAUAUGUUGCUCCUGAACUAUUAUAAGAUAAAAUCUAUGAUUACAAAGUAGAUAUAUACAGCAUAGGUAUUUUAAUGUUCAUUCUUAUUGCUGGUAAAUCUCCCUUUGAAGGAAAAGACUAUGAUGAUGUUGUAAUGAGAAAUUAUUAUGCUAAAGUUAAAUUCGAAGAAUGUAAAUUAAGUGAGCAUGGAAUGAGUCUACUUCAUGGUUUAAUGAACAAGAAUCCUGUUAAAAGAUUAAGUGCUUAAGAGGCACUUAAUCAUUAAUGGUUUAUAUAAGAAAAAUUAGCAAAAACAUGUCAAUUUAAAAUUCGAAGACAUAGUAAUGUGAAGAGAUUACCACAUCUUGAUGGUUCUCCUAUUCCUACUACUAAUUUCUUGAGUCCCAAACAUUCAUUCAAUAACCUCAGUCCACAAAGUCUGACCCGUACUGAUGAUAAUACACCAAACUCUCCAAUCACUCCUGUUACACCUUUGUAACAUAAAGGUAAACCAAUUCGUAAAUCGAUCUUCAAUCUGUAACAACUAUGAG
This is a messenger RNA of Paramecium primaurelia, 1448 nucleotides long. NCBI's taxonomy places the organism in Eukaryota, Ciliophora, Oligohymenophorea, Peniculida, Parameciidae. The record is from the annotation of a GenBank genome assembly.